ACUCCCGCCGCCUUCCGGGUGUUGGGGCGUCCGUCGGUCCUGCUCGGUCGUAGCCUCGGACGGAGCCGGGCGCUGUCGGGGCAUCUCUCGGGGGUCCGUCCGUCCAUCGGGGGUCCAUCUGUCCGUUUGUGCAUCCGUUCAUCCACCCACAGGUCCACCCAUCCAUCUGUCCCCACCGCCCCAAGGCCAUGUACACCGCACUCCCCAAAAGUGGUUCCCCUUUUGGCCCCGGUGCCACCCGUCCGGGGCUGCACGUCUGGAGGGUGGAGCAGCUGCGGCCAGUGGAGGUCCCCGAGGCCACCCUGGGCGUUUUCUUCUCGGGGGACGCGUACCUGGUGUUGCACAACGGGCCGGAGGAGCAGUCCCACCUCCACCUGUGGAUGGGCCGGGACUCCUCGCAGGACGAGCGGGGUGCCUGCGCCCUCCUCUCCACCCAGCUGAGCUCACUGCUGGGCGAGCGCCCCGUCACCCACCGCGAGGUACAAGGCAACGAGUCCGACCUCUUCAUGGACUACUUCCCCCGUGGCCUUACCUACCAGGAGGGUGGUGUGGCCUCGGCAUUUAACCGUGCCUGCCCCGGCCCCGGCCCCGAACCCAAACUGUACCAGGUGAAGGGCAAGAGGAAGAUCCGAGCGAGCCAGCGGGACCCAUCCUGGGCCAGCUUCAACACUGGUGACUGCUUCCUCCUCGACCUGGGACAGACCCUCUUCAUCUGGUAUGGGGCCCGGAGCAAUGUCCUGGAGCGCAGCAGGGCUCAGGAGCUGGCCGCUGCCAUCCGGGACAGUGAGCGGGGUGGCAAAGCACGCCUGGAGAUCGUGGCUGACGGCGAGGAGCCACCUGAGAUGGUCCAGGUGCUGGGCCCCAAGCCCCCCUUGCAGGAGGGCAGCCCUGAGGAGGAUGUGGUGGCUGACCAGAGAAACACAGAGGCAGCCGUCCUCUACAAGGUGUCGGACGCGACAGGGCGCAUGGACCUGACCCAGGUGGCCACCAGCAGCCCCUUCAGCCAGAGCCUGCUCUGCCCUGAUGACUGCUUCGUGCUGGACAACGGUGCUGGCGGGAUGGUCUUCGUCUGGAAAGGGCGCAAGGCCAACGAGCAGGAGCGCCAGGCGGCCCUAAGGGUGGCCGAGGAGGUGAUCGCCCGCAUGGGCCACCCGCCUCAGACACAGGUGGAAAUCCUGCCUCAGGGCCGCGAGACGCCCUUCUUCAAGCAGUUCUUCGCCAGCUGGAAAUGAGCAGCAGGUGCCCAAGGGGCAGUGCCUGGCCCAGGGUGUGACCAGGCUUGUGCCAGCUCCCAGCAAUGCCUGCGCUCUGUCCAGCUGUCCCUGUCACCAUGCCAUCCCUGUCCCUGUGCCCAUCCCAUCCCCACGCUGUUGGCAUUCACAUCCUUGUGCAUCACAGCCCUGAUGUCCCAUACCAAGCCCAUGCCAUCUCUACUGCUGUGAUAUCCCUGUGCCUUUGGCCACACUGUGCCCAUGCCAGGCCCAUCUCCAUGCCAGUCAUUCACAUCCUUGUACCAUGCCCAUGUCCACCCCAUGCCCAAGCCUGUCACGCCUGCCCUGUGCAUGACAAUGCCCUGUCAUCCCCAUCCCUUUGUCCACUCCAUGCCCACAUCAUCCCUGUCCGUCCCUUUGCCCUUCUCACGUCCAUGGCACUUCCUUCCCCAUUCCCAUGCCUGCCCUGUGCCAUGCCCAUGCCAUGUCCUUUUUGUGACAAGCCCAUCCCCAUGCCAUCCCAGUCUCCUCACCAUACCCAAACCCGUGUCAUCCCUGCCCCUGUGCCAUCCCACCAUCCCAAUUCCUUUGCCCACCCCAUGCUUAUCUCCAUCCCCAUUCCUACACCACCCAAACCCAUGUCAUGCCCACAAGACAGCUCCCCCCCACGCUGCAGUGACAGCUCUGCCACCUGCAUGCCCUCGCUGCCUUCUUGCUGUGCCUGUGCCACACUGUGCCCACCCCGUGCCCAUGCUGCCUGUGCCCACACGUCUGCCCCUGCGCCCAGGUCCUGGUGAAUAAAGGGACAGUGCCAUGUC
This is a messenger RNA of Corvus hawaiiensis (hawaiian crow), 2029 nucleotides long. RefSeq names its product capping actin protein, gelsolin like (gene CAPG). Lineage: Eukaryota; Metazoa; Chordata; Aves; Passeriformes; Corvidae. Gene Ontology annotation, cellular component: cytoplasm; actin cytoskeleton. Gene Ontology annotation, biological process: barbed-end actin filament capping; actin filament severing; actin polymerization or depolymerization. The transcript has 10 exons. The coding region runs from base 189 to 1232 and encodes 347 amino acids. The record is from RefSeq and is a predicted model, not a curated record. Gene Ontology annotation, molecular function: actin filament binding; phosphatidylinositol-4,5-bisphosphate binding.